This is a messenger RNA of Hyaloscypha bicolor E, 2810 nucleotides long. RefSeq names its product OPT superfamily oligopeptide transporter. Gene Ontology annotation, biological process: transmembrane transport. The record is from RefSeq and is a predicted model, not a curated record. Bases 331 to 2763 code for a protein of 810 amino acids. The transcript is spliced from 7 exons. Gene Ontology annotation, molecular function: oligopeptide transmembrane transporter activity. NCBI's taxonomy places the organism in Eukaryota, Fungi, Ascomycota, Leotiomycetes, Helotiales, Hyaloscyphaceae.
AAAUUUCCCUACAUCUACCGGCCGGCGCGAGCUGCUCGAACUCUACAAGCGUACAGCGACACUCUAUCUCCGGGCAUAGCCAGUACUUACUCCAGCUUCCUAUUCGUCUUUGGUCUCAACUGACCUUCGGCUAUCUCGACUGCACGGAAACACUAAGGGGACCGCCUUCCUAUUGCCUGAUAGCGUUAAAACAAAAGCUGGGGCUAUUGUGGGUGCAGUAGUGUAUACCUUAGGGUCGAGAUCUCGAGUUUUACAGCACGAAACUUAAAUAAAUCUCGUGGCUUCCCACACUUUUUAGGGCCCGUUGUAUCUCCUCUCUUCAAGCACAAGAUGUCUGCUCACAGGCAAAGUUUUGAGGCGCAUGUGGAUGGAAAAGGAGUAGAUUCUGCUCUCUCCCCGGUCGAACGCCUCUCAGAGAAGCCUAAAACGGAUGAGGCCUACAAAGACGCCUCAGUCUCCAAGGAACUUGGAGGAAAUGAAGCCCCUUACGAUGAUGUCGCGCCUGUUUACUCGGACGAGGAAGGCAAAUUGGGAGGUGAAGGUGCGGUAGAAACGAACGAGGACCUUCUCACGCGAGUUAUUCACGUUGAAGAUGACCCGAGCUUGAACCCGUGGACCUUUCGAGUGUUCUUUUUAGGGAUUGGCCUCUCUGUCUUUGGAGCCGUCCUUCAAGAGAUUUUCUACUUCAAACCGCAGACAAUCUACGUCUCUGUAGUCUUUCUGACAGUCAUAUCCUAUAUCCUGGGAGAGUUUAUGGCGCUGGUAAUUCCUCGGAGUGGAACCAUUGGACGUUUCUUCAAUCCAGGUCCUUUCAACAUGAAGGAGCAUGCUUCAAUUACUCUCAUGGCUUCCGCAGCAUCACAGUCCGCUCUGGCUACUGAGGCCCUAGCGGCCCAAGACCUGUUCUAUGGCGGUUAUCCGAGCAAGGCUGCCGGUGUUUUUAUUGUUAUUACCUCACAGUUGAUCGGGUAUGGAAUUGCUGGGUUGCUUCGAGAGGUUCUUGUAUACCCAACUCACAUGCUUUGGCCGAUGAACUUGCCGGUCACUUCGCUCGUUGAGUCCUUGCACAGAGAUCGAGUUGAAACCAAAGCUCGACUGAGGCUCUUCUAUAUUAUUUUUGGGAUCAUGUUUGUGUGGGAAGUUUUCCCCGAGUACAUCUUUACCGUACUCGAAGGAGUAUCUAUAUUCUGUCUGGCUCACCAAGACAGUCUAGUGUUCACUAACCUUUUCGGUGGUGCAUCUGGAAAUGAAGGACUUGGUCUCGGCGCUAUCUCUUUUGAUUGGAAUUACAUUGCUCCCUUCGGUUCCCCCUUAUGGUAUCCACUGUACGCGCUCACCAACAGCUUUAUUGGUUACAUUGCCUGUAUCGUUUUCUUUAUGGGCUUGUACUACUCCAACACUUGGAAUGCCAAGGACUUCCCAUUCAUGGCACAGGCUCUAUUCAACGUUUCCUCAAAUUUCACAAACUACGUAACCUAUGACCAAACUGCGGUCCUCAACGCCAACUUCGAGGUUGACCAGACAUUAUUGGCACAGGUUGGGACACCUUGGCUUACCGCCUCAUACGUAGGAUAUCUCAUCACUUCGAACAUGGGAUUCACAGCGACCUUUGUUCAUAUGCUACUUUGGAACUUCGACGAUAUCAAAGCCGGAUGGUCGUGGGCGUCACCCUCGUAUCUCAAACAGUUCACGAAAGCAUCGUCUUGGAAAUUCUGGGCUAAUCAAGAGAGCCCAGAAGAGCGUAAUGCCAGGAAGCAAAGUGACCCCAAGCUCGACCCGCAUUACAAGCUCAUGUUGAGGAACAUGUAUUAUGAAGUGCCACAUUGGUGGUGGGGAACGAUUGUUGUUGUUUGCUGGGUUGUUGCCCUUGUUUGUCUCUAUAUUAUGAAGUCGACGCUGCCUUGGUGGGGAUUCAUUAUCUCGACGCUUCUAACAACCAUUUUCUUGCUCUUCUUUGGUGCCCAAUACGGCAUCACUGGAUUCCAAUUCAACAUCCAGCCCGUUUGCCAGAUGCUUGCUGGAUAUAUGUUCCCCGGAAAACCGCUCGCCAACCUCUACUUCACUUGCUUCACCUACAAUGCAAUGCAGAUGGGCCAAUUGCUCGCACGUGAUCUCAAGCUAGCUCAAUAUGUUCACUUGUCUCCAAGACACACAUUUACCAUCCAAGUCAUGGGAUGUUUGGUAGGUGCCAUCAUGAAUUACGCUAUGAUGAUAACAAUCGUUGCCAACCAAGCCCCAAUCUUGAAGGGAAUCCUAGGCUCAAACAUCUGGAGUGGACAGAACGUUCAGCAAUUCAACACUCUUGCCGUCGUCUUCAGUAUGGCCAAGGAUCUUGUGUCAGUAGGCAAGAGAUACGAAUGGGUCACGCUUGCAUAUCUCGUCGGCUUUACCAUCCCAUUGCCUUUCUGGCUCAUCAACAGAUAUCGGCCCCAUAUUUUCUGGCGAUACGUCAACUUGUCCAUCAUCUGCUGGUACAUGGGCUAUCUGUUCGUGGGUAUCAACUCAGCAAUUCUCAUGUAUUUCCUGCUGGGUUUUAUUGCGCAGUGGUAUCUCAGAAAGCAUUACCCCGUGUUCUUCGUCAAGUACAAUUACAUUGUGUCUGCGGCCUUGGAUGGCGGAACCCAGGUUAUGGUCUUCAUCUUGACGUUUGCUGUUUUUGGCGGCAGUGGCAAAGCACAUCCCUUCCCAACCUGGGCUGGUAAUCCAGAUACUUCUAUCCACAACCUCGAUUACUGCAUGAAAGAUAUGGCGGACUAUUCUUGAUGAUUCGAUGACGAACUCUCGUACCAAAAGACAACUGCUGUAUGACC